AACCAUAUAUAGCUUAGAUUCUCUUUUGCUUUUCUUUCUUUCUCGUCAGAUGAAAAACAAAAAUUUUACUCUUUCAUAAAACUUUUUUUCCCCUAAAUCAUUAUCUCUUUCACAGACCCAUUCACUGGAUCUUUAUAUAAUCUACCAAUAAUAAUAAUCAUAUUUGCUUCUAACGUGUUAUUCCUGGUUCUACUUCAAUUCCUAGUUCUUUUGUGUUGAAAAUCUCUGAAGAAGAUGACUGUGGAACAAGAGUUUGAAGCAGUGGACCAGUUUCCAGUAGGGAUGAGAGUUCUUGCCGUUGACGAUGACCAAACUUGUCUCCGUAUUCUCGAGACUCUGCUUCAUCGCUGUCAAUACCAUGUUACAACAACGGACAGUGCACAGACCGCACUGGAGCUGUUGAGGGAGAACAAGAACAAGUUUGAUCUCGUUAUUAGCGAUGUGGACAUGCCAGACAUGGAUGGUUUCAAGCUACUCGAGCUCGUUGGUCUCGAAAUGGACUUACCUGUCAUAAUGUUGUCUGCGCAUAGCGAUCCAAAGUAUGUGAUGAAAGGAGUCAAGCACGGUGCCUGCGACUACCUGCUUAAACCGGUGCGUAUCGAGGAGCUCAAGAACAUAUGGCAACACGUUGUGAGGAAAAGCAAGUUCAAGAAGAUGAAGAGCAUUGUGACUAAUGUUGAAUCCACGGAUAACACUGAUCAGAACGGUGUGAAAGCGAACAGAAAGCGUAAAGAUCAGUUUGAAGAGGUGGAAGAAGAUGAUGAAGAAAGAGGGAAUGAAAACGAUGAUCCAACGGCUCAAAAGAAGCCGCGUGUUCUCUGGACGCGUGAGCUGCACAACAAGUUCUUGGCAGCUGUUGAUCACUUGGGCGUUGAGAAAGCUCAACCAAAGAAGAUUCUUGAACUGAUGAACGUUGACAAGCUCACAAGAGAGAACGUGGCUAGCCACCUUCAGAAGUUUCGUUCCGCGUUGAAGAAAAUAACAAAUGAAGCUAAUCAACAAGCUAACAUGGCAGCUAUAGACUCACACUUCAUGCAGAUGAGUUCUCUCAAAGGGCUUGGCGGCUUCCACCACCAACAAAGGCAGAUACCUCUUGGAUCCGGUCAGUUCCAUGGUGGAGCUGCAGCAACCAUGAGGCAUUUUCCUCUUGGUCGCCUAAACUCCUUUGGAGGAGUGUUCCCACAUGUCUCAUCAUCGCUUCCUCGUAACCACAGUGAUGGAGGUUACAUACUUCAAGGAAUGCCGAUUCCACCUUUAGAUGAUCUUCAUAUCAACAACAACAAUAACAACAAGGCUUUUCCGAGCUUUAGUUCACAACAAACCUCUCUAAUGGUUGCUCCCAAUAAUCAGCUGGUUCUCCAGCAGCCAUCAUAUGCAUCCUUAAACCCUGGGGGGUUCUCUCCUCACUUGGAGAUCAACAAGCGUCUUGAAGAUUGGUCAAACACUUUAUUGUCAACCAACAUCCCACAGAGUGAUGUUCAUUCAAAACCAGACGCCUUGGAAUGGAACCACUUCUGCAACUCAGAUGCUGCACAAGCAGGCUUUUCUGGUGCAAACAACUUAGGUCCAAUGACCGAUGCUCAACUGUUGAGAAGUAGCAGUCCAAGUGAAGGUUUAUUUGUGGGACAACAGAAGCUAGAGAAUGGUUCAAUGCCUUCAGAUGCUGGUUCCUUGGAUGAUAUUGUCAACUCCAUGAUGCCAAAGGAGCAGAGCCAAGCUGACUUCUUUGAAGGAGAUUGGGGUUUGGAUGGCAUAAUAGCUCACUCAGAACUUGCAUAUGAGAAUCUGUUUUUAUGUUUUCUUUGUAACUUGGUCAACAUGAGAAAGAGUGUUUUAUUCAGACACAAUCAAUUAUUAUUACCUUUGGUUCUGUCUUUUUUUUUCUUGCUCUCUUGUAAAAAAAAACCUGUAAGCCCUCUUUGCAACUUAUGUUUCAAGCAUGAUGGCAUUCUCUUCGUGUUACCCAUGAAUCUGUUGGCUGUUAAAGAGUGGUCUAAUCUAUGAAGUAGAACCAAACUCAUGC
Molecule: messenger RNA, 2023 nt
Organism: Raphanus sativus (radish)
Lineage: Eukaryota; Viridiplantae; Streptophyta; Magnoliopsida; Brassicales; Brassicaceae
Product: two-component response regulator ARR10
Biological process (GO): cytokinin-activated signaling pathway; phosphorelay signal transduction system
Molecular function (GO): DNA binding; DNA-binding transcription factor activity
Source: RefSeq, a predicted model, not a curated record